Messenger RNA from Racocetra persica, 473 nucleotides. The record is from the annotation of a GenBank genome assembly. NCBI's taxonomy places the organism in Eukaryota, Fungi, Glomeromycota, Glomeromycetes, Diversisporales, Gigasporaceae.
AAGCUAAUGCUCAAAAUAGGAGGUUGACUCUUGAAGAUCUUGAAGAUUCUUGGGAUCGUGGAUUACCAAGAAUAAAUACUUUGUUUUCCAAAGACCGACAUACUCUAGCUUAUGACAAGGGAUGGCGUGUCAGAACAGACUUCAAGCAAUAUCAAGUAUUAAAGAAUAAUCCUUUCUGGUGGACACAUUCUAGACAUGAUGGAAAAUUGUGGUGUCUUAAUAAUUACCGAUCAGAUAUGAUUCAAGCUUUAGGAGGAGUAGAGGGAAUCUUAGAACAUACACUCUUUAAGGGAACGUACUUUGUUACAUGGGAAGGUCUGUUUUGGGAAAAAGCAUCAGGUUUUGAAGAGAGUAUGAGAUAUAAGAAAUUGACGAAUGCUCAGCGUUCUGGUCUAAACCAAAUCCCUAAUCGUCGAUUUACAUUAUGGUGGUCACCGACAAUUAAUCGAGCAAACGUAUAUGUUGGUUUUCAA